AUGACCCAUCGAAUCAAUCUGCUGCCUGGAGGCGCCUGCACCGGAGGCUGCGAAGCCGAGAUGGCCGCUCUGAAAGGACGGGUGGAGUUCCUUGAGAAGGAGAUGUCAGCUCUAAAGAAGAAAUGUACAGCCUGCACCGGUGGACAGUGUCCGAACAACUGCAGCAACCAGGGCAAGUGCGAGGGGGGGAAAUGCAUCUGCCACCAAGGGUUCAGCGGCCCAGACUGCAGCACGACACCGUGCCCCUCCAACUGCAACAAAAAGGGAAAGUGUGUGAAGGGCAAGUGUGUGUGCCAGCAGGGUUACACCGGCCCAGACUGCAGGAAAGGGGGUGACAAAAGGGUCAAGGUAACCGUGGAAACUGUGACUAUGAAGGUGCCACCUGAGAAGGAAGGCACAUCAUCCAGGAAAAAGACUCAACUGGACAAGACAAUAUUUUUGAAGAAAACAGAUGAGAAGGGACACAAGCAAACUGUGAAAGCAGAUGUUACCAAACCAACAGUUAAACAAGGAGAUAAAACCAACUUGGUCAAAGUGCAAUCCAAUGGCACAACGACAGGGAAAGUUGUGAAGACCGUCGGACAGGUUCUAUGGGAGGCCCCCCAAGGGAUGUUCAAGAACUUCACGGUGAUGAGGAGAGAGCUACACAUUGGAGGCAAAGAGAAAGAUGAACAAGAUGUGGAGGCCACUGAGAAAAGUCACGAUACUGUGGAGAAACUUGGUAGCAAAGGGACCCUUACCAUGAAUGUGACAGAGUCUCAAAAACAGAGUUCUAACAAAACUGUGUCAUCCGCCAAAGCUCAGAGUGCUUCCGGUGUGAACACUGAUGUGAAGAGCAUGAAGAAGUUUUCCCAGGUUCUCUCCGGCACUGCUCGAUCCUUUCACUUCAGAAAUCUCCGGCCUCAAACACGAUACUCCAUCUCCCUGUUCGGCUCUAGCCCUGGAUCACGAUCCAAAAUUUACAGACUCACUGUCUCCACAGGUCCAGAGCCACCCACAGACCUGGUCUUCAGCAACAUAACCGAGACAUCCCUCUCGGUGUCUUGGACCAAGCCAAAAAGCUUAGUAACGGCUUUCAAAGUCAUGUAUGCCAGCCCUGCCAAAGGAGAAAAUGGCUCUAUGUUGGUGGACUCCCAACUGUCCCAUGUCCUUCUCUCAAAUCUGUCCCCUGGAUCAUCUUAUGAAAUCAGCGUCAGCUCUUCUCAAGACAUGACAGAGAGCGAGCCAGUCACAGCCACUGUGGUCACAGUCCCAGAUUCCCCUGCAAAUUUACAGGCAGUAAACAUCACAGACACCAAAGCACUGUUGGUAUGGAAACCAAGCCAGGCCAAAGUUGAUCGCUACAUUCUCAGUUACGGGUCUACAAAAUCUCCAAAUGUAACUGUGACUGUUAUGGUCUCGGGAAAUGCUGUGGAGCAUCAGCUUAGGGGUUUGCAUCGAUCCACCUUGUACACAGUGAAGGUCAUGAGUCAAAUCAACAGUCUCCAGAGCAAGGUAGUCUCCACGGCCUUCAGGACUGCCAGCGCUGUGACAGCUGGUGGAGUGACUUCAAACUCAGCUGUUAUUUCAUGGAAGUCCCCUCGACUGGCUUUCAAAAGCUACAGACUCACUUAUCAGCAAGCGGGACAGCUGGCCAAGGAGGUGAUUCUGAACCCCACGGUGACUCAGUAUGAGCUGACGGGACUGCAUGCCGACACCAACUACACUGUGAAAGUGGAUGGAGAGACAGAGGGACUGUACAUUGUAGUUGUUUCUACUGAAUUCAGCACCGCGAAGCUUCCGUACCCAUUCCCAGCCGACUGCUCAGAGGUGCAGCUGAACGGCGUGCAGAAGUCCGGGGAGGCGGAGGUGUACCCUGAGGGCGGAGACGGGGAACCCGUGUGGGUGUACUGCGAUAUGGAGACGGAAGGAGGGGGAUGGACGGUUUUUCAGAGAAGAAUGGAUGGGAAAACAGAUUUCUACAGGGGUUGGAAAGACUAUGGCAAAGGCUUUGGUCACCUGAGUGCAGAAUUCUGGCUGGGAAAUGACCUCCUUCACGCCCUGACCAGUCUGAAGCCGAUGAGCCUGCGGAUCGACCUUCGGGCAGGAAAUGACACGGCUUACGCCCACUACUCCAACUUCUCCGUCGACUCUGAGGCUAAUAACUACGCCAUUGAGAUCUCUGGGUAUUCCGGCACAGCUGGUGAUUCCAUGAGGUAUCACAACGGCCGCCCCUUCUCCACCAGGGACAGAGACCCCAGUCCCCUCAGCAUUCACUGUGCCAAAGCCUACAGGGGAGGCUGGUGGUACAAAAACUGCUACAAGGCCAACCUUAACGGUCUCUACGCAACCUUCUCUGAGAACCAGGGCGUGGUGUGGAUAGACUGGAGAGGCAAAGACGCGUCCAUCCCGUUCACCGAGAUGAAGCUCCGCCCCGCCUCCAUUACCCAUACAUCCCAGGGUUAG
Chanos chanos (milkfish) is the source of this 2445-nucleotide messenger RNA. It is a transcript of the gene tnxba, whose product is annotated as tenascin XBa. Gene Ontology annotation, molecular function: protein binding. Gene Ontology annotation, biological process: neuron projection development; regulation of cell adhesion. The record is from RefSeq and is a predicted model, not a curated record. Bases 1 to 2445 code for a protein of 814 amino acids. The transcript is spliced from 15 exons. Lineage: Eukaryota; Metazoa; Chordata; Actinopteri; Gonorynchiformes; Chanidae.